This is a messenger RNA of Darwinula stevensoni, 1097 nucleotides long. NCBI's taxonomy places the organism in Eukaryota, Metazoa, Arthropoda, Ostracoda, Podocopida, Darwinulidae. The record is from the annotation of a GenBank genome assembly.
AACAGUAAUUUAAUUUCUGCAGCUUCAUUUUGCAGAAGACAGAGACAGAAACCAUGUCAAACAAGUACAAUUUGAAGUGGAACUCCCAUCAUGUGGAAACUUUUCAGAGCUUUGAAAAUCUCCGCCAUAGGGAGAUGUUUGUGGAUGUGACCCUGUCAUGCAAUGGGCAGUUUUUGAAAGCCCACAAACUGGUAUUGUGUGCAGGAAGUGGAUAUUUUGAGCGAGUCCUCAACAAGGAUGGAUCAGGGACACCUACUGUGCACUUCUAUGGUAUAGAAAUGCAUUUGCUUAAGCUUCUGGUGGAAUUCAUGUACUGUGGAGAAGUUGAAGUCCCAGCUGUAGAUCUUGAGAAAUUCAUUGAAGUUGCUGAAAACUUGGAAGUGAAGGGACUAAAAGGAGAUAAGUCUAAGAGUAGUGGAUCACAUGGUAUCAGUGGAACCACCAUCCCUGUGUCUGAUGUUCAUGAUGCUUUGGCUCACAAGAGGAAGAGUGCUGUCCAGGCAUGGUCAGGACUUGGUGAUUCACAGCCUUCUCCUGCCAAAAUACGUAGGCCUUAUGCUUCUCUGCCACAACUUAGGCCCCAAUUUACAGGACCAAAUUCUCAGCAAAAGGAGACUUCACUGGUGCCAUCAAAAUCGCAAGUCCAACAGACUCAGCCUGAAUCGAGUAUGAGCUCAUCAAUCGAGGAAGUGUUGGUGAAGGAUGAGGGAGAAGAAGAUAUAAAUGAUGACCUUGAUGUGAUGGAUCCAGCUUCAGUAGCUGCUGAUGAUGGUCAUUGGGAUGAGCAAUCCCAAGGAGAGGAAAUGGAAGGAAAUUUUGGGGAGGGAAUUGAAAUGGAGCCUGACAUGCCGAAGCAUAUACCUCCAGAAGUUGAUCCUCAGGCGGUCUCAGAGCUCCACGUGAUCCCGCCAAAACAGUCCGUCAACACAACUUAUUAUCUGGAGAACAUCCUCCAAAAGUCCUGCCUUGAUGCCCUUAACAGGACGGCAAGGGGAGGAUCGAUUUUGGAGCGUCGCAUGGUUGAGAAAAGCUUGUUGGAAGUCAACAUUGCUCCAAAAGUGGCCCAACAGUAUCAUGACACCUGGCAUACUUCAUGA